UGAUACAUUUCCAUUACUCGCCUUCUCUUCAUUUCAGCAGACGGCUUAGCUAAUUGCACUCCAGUUUAGAAGCAAAUAAUUUCAGCACUUCUGUAACAUUGUUUAGUUGAAAAGGCACUGUAUACCAAGAAACAAAUAUCAAGGCUGUGAAAGAAUGCCAACAACUGAGGGCACAUUGUUCAUUUUGCUGCUGAUUAGUCUUCAGUUGGCCAGAAAUUACAGUAAAGAUGCAAUGAAUCCCACAUCUUCAAGAAGCAGUGUAAGCAGCACUCCUGUGAGUCCAACUAUAUUUAAUGUGACCUCUGAUAGAAUGUCUACAGAACCAGGACAUAUCAGUGCUAAUCCAAAUUACAGUACUGUAACAGAAAGCAAUACUUCAAGCAACAAGACCAUCUCAACCCUGACUCCAACAUCAACUCUUCACAGUUUAUUAUUACCAACAACACAUCCACUAACUUUUACUACAAAAGAUGUAAAGCAUAGGAUAUCCUCUUCGGGGACACCUGCAAAUACUUCUAGAAGUUAUGAAGCCACGACUUAUUUCAAGUCAUUUGAAACUGAAUCAAACAGUGUCAUCACAACCAUUCCUAAUAUCAGUUUCACAACCAUGGUUUUCCAUAACACAACUCAAGCGGAUGGUUUAACAUUUCCUUCCAAUAAAAAUUUAUCAAGUACAAUAGGUAUGUUGCUAACUACCAAGAAUAGUGCUGUUACAACUGAAUUAUCAACAACAGCAAAUCUACAUCCCAAAGCAACUGAUAAUUCUACAGAAGCAAGAGAAGCACCGAAAGAAAGUCAUACUCAUGGAGGGGUAAUAUUUGGAAUAAUUGUAGGAGCAAUGUUAGGAUCUGCAUUGAUUGGCCUGGUUGGAUAUUUAAUCUGUGGUAAAAGAAAACCUGAAUCGUUUGGACAUCAGCGACUUUAUGAUGACACAAGAAAUGAUCCAGUUCUACGGCUAGAUGCUAUACCUGAACCUUUCAACCCAAACUUUGGAGAGCUAUCCUACUUCAAUCCCAUGGUAGCCAAUGAGAACCCUGUCCAGAACCACAAAGAAACAUACAAUGCAAUCCCAAUGGAUGACAUGAUAUCAUCACAGCCUUCAGCAGAAAUGCAUAAAGCCAGAUGUUAGAAUUAAAAACAUAUAGAUCUUGUUCCUUCUUGUGGCUCCUAUAACACUUGAAUGUGUAUAAGAAGUAAUGAUUGCAGGUCAUGUCAUACUCUUUUUACCAUUCCUUUGUGUAUGUGAGUGCAUGUAUAUAUGCUAACCCAUUAGAAGAAAUGCUGGCAGUCUCACAACAAUGAUUUCUUGAUCUUGAUCUGAAGUAUCCUUUCUUUGCUUUUGAACUUUUUCUGCUUGAUAAUAUCUCCCAAAUAUAUGCUAAUGUCCAUUGAAAACAUGACAUUGGACAAAAGAGAUUUUUCACCCUUUUAACGAACAGCAAUUUUUCAAUUCAGGCUUUAAAUGAAAUUAGACUAGUAUCACAAUAUUAGUGAUAAUAUACAGUCUAGUAAAUCCCCUUUGUCCUUCCAAAUACUAAUUCUAAUGACAUUCAGAGUUGAGCACAUUCUUCAAGGAACUGAUUGUUUAAUACUGAGCAGGUAAAUUAUUUUCAUGGCAUUGCUUAAAUUCAGCAGCCAAAGUAAUACAUUUUGGCAAUGUUGCUCUCUCCAUUUUUUAAAAAAGUGGUUUUUUUGCUCAUAAAUCAUAAUCAAGUUUCUGGAGUGUUCUCUUUCUAUACUUUGCUCCAAUUGGGAAAAAAUAAGCUUACAAUUUCAUAUCUGCCCAUUCUAGCGUCAUCACCAGACCACCCUCCAGCUUUUCUGGAAAAAGAAAGGAAAAAGAGGAAAAGCUGCCCUUCCCGGAUUUAGGAGGAAAGUAAUUUUGUUAUAUAACAGGUCUUUUUUUAAAUCAUAGCAAACCACCCUAAUUUUAUUUUAUAUUAUCUAAAAAAUAAAUUACCGAAUAAUCUAAUUAUUAUUGGUAGGUCAAUUUAGAAUCAGUAGCCAUGUUCACCAAAGUGAUGUUUCUUAAAUAUGCUGGAAUUAUAACUGCCCAACUUUCCAAACUUCAGGUUAUUUGGGAAUCCAAGGAACUGGAGCUCCAUCUGUAGCACAUCAAGCUGGCAAUAAAAGGAAGUUAACAGAAUAAUGGAGUUUGAAGGGACCUUGGAGAUCUUCUAGUGCUUAAACAGGAAACCUUAUACCAUUUCAGACAAAUGGUUGUCCAAUCUCAUCUUAAACCUGCAGUGUUGGUAUACCCACAACUUCUGGAGGCAACUCAUUCCAUUGUUUGAUUGUUCUAUUGGGAAAUUUCCAUAGUUCUAGGAUGGUUCUCCCCUUAAUUAGUUUUUACCCAUUGCUUCUUGUCCUACCUUCAGGUGCUUUGGAAAAUAGGCUGACUCCCUCUUUGUGACAACCCCUUAGAUAUUGGAACACUGCUAUCAUAUCACCACCUAAUUCUUCUUUUCAUUAACUGGACAUAUCCAAUACCUGCAACUGUUCCCCAUCUCUUUUAGCCUCCAGUCCCCUAAUAAUCUUUGUUCUUCUUCUAUGCACCCUUUCUAGAGUCGCAAUGUUCUUUUAUUUUAUGGUGACCCAAACUCCAAAACUGGGUGCAAUAUUCCAAAUGUGAUCUUUCUAAGGCAUUAUAAAGCAAUAAUUCACAUGAUCUUGAUUAUAUCCAUCUUUUAAUGCAGCCCAGUUGUUAUAAUGCAGCCUGAGAUAUAAACCAUAUGCUUACUUAAUCAUGCAGAAGAAUAAUCAACUUCAAAGCUUUUAAUUAUUUUUUUGUAGAUAAACUAAUAUAACCUCAAAGGGAAGCCAGGCUAAUGUACCUGAUUUGUAUUUCAAUAGAAUAAAUUUGCUUCUCUUGGGCCUUUAGAACAGCAUUCAGCAAUACCACAACACAUGUACUGUUGCAUCAUGCAUCAGGAUGGAAGUAUCUAAGGAUAGGUUUGUAUCAUAUGUCACUGUGGUUUUGCCUUUUAGUGGCUUGCCCUGGUUUCUGUCAUUAUGUACUAUUGCCUGAAGCUUUGGUUUUGCUGUUCAAAACAUUUGCACUAAAAUACAGCCAACAGUUUUUGCUGGACACAAGCUGUGCUGCGGGUCUAUUUUCAGUCACAUUUUAGCAUAUCAGGAUUGUUUCAAACUGCUUCAAACUGAAAGCAUUUUCUGGCUAAAGGUAAUUUUGUCAAAAAGAUGGCACUUGAACAUCUUCAAGCAAAAAAGGCAUAUACUCAACAUGCUCUAAAAACUGCUGUCUUUCUAGUAUCUUAAAAUAGUGUGUCCAUUUGCUUUCUUGUCCUGUUGUUUCACCAUCAUUUUAAGGCUUCCAUGUCUUUAGAACAUAAGCCAAAUUAAUAAAAGGGCUACAUAGAAAAU
Molecule: messenger RNA, 3381 nt
Organism: Pseudonaja textilis
Lineage: Eukaryota; Metazoa; Chordata; Lepidosauria; Squamata; Elapidae
Gene: MUC15
Product: mucin 15, cell surface associated
Source: RefSeq, a predicted model, not a curated record